GUGUUUAUUAACGUGGCCGGAGUAAACGAAUACGCUCCCGUUUUUAAUAAUGCCCCAUACAACGUAACGUUGAAAGAGUCUCUGGCUGUUGGUUCAUUAAUAUUUUCCCUGAGGUCAAGGGUUACUGAUGCUGACGUCGUUGGUGCUGAAAACUACAUUUUUGCCAUUCAAAAGUACAGUAUAAUAGAUUAUGACGGUGCAAACUUUUUCAAUAUACCAGCAUUAUCUAAAGGAGACAUAACUCUUGCCAAGAAGCUCGAUUUUGAUACCAUGGCGAGAAGCAGUGUUUUUCUCAACCUGAGUGUAUCCGAUGAGCCUCCGUCAAGACCUACCGCCAAGACAACUUAUACCACCUUGGAAAUACGUGUAACAGAUGUCGAUGAUCAGCCUCCAUACUUUGAAUAUCCUGAUUGUCCUCCGCCAUGUCUAGUUCCACAAUUUGUGUCCAUCAUAGAACUUUCUGACAAAGGUCCACUGUCAAUAAUACCAGCCAUAAGAGGGAAUGACCUAGACAGUCUUGGCACUCCUCUAGUGUAUUCAAUUAAAGCUGGUAACCAGCAUAAUAUAUUCACAAUGAAUCCAGUGACUGGUGCUGUGAAUCAAGAUUUUUCUUUGAACGAAGCAGGUCUCUCCAAUGUGGAAUUAAGACUUCUCAUUGAGGUAAAAAAGGACCUGCCAAACAAAGAUCUUUCUUCGAUCGGCAUCUUGAUAAUCAAGGUAUCUGAACGGAUAACUAACACAUCAGAAGUUUCACCACCGUCGAAUGGAAACUCAGCAACAGAUAAAGGCUUUGACCUGACGAUUCCUUUUAUUAUUGUUAGCACUCUUUUUGUCCUUGUCUUUGUUCUUUUAAUCGUUCUGUUUAUCAAAUAUCGACUUCAGCAGCGUGACAAGGAUACAAAACCUGCAGACGUCAAACCAGAAACACAUUCACAAGAGGGCGGGGACUCGUAUAUGAACAACUAAAUUUAAGUAACUAUGCCGUACUUGGGAACAUGACAGACAAGAUCUAGGAUACUCCAGCUAGUAAUGGCGAUUUGUAAAUGCCGUUGUCUUAGCGGGAUACAGUAAAAAAAAGCGAGUUAAAUUGAUUCUCAGACUUUUCUUUAAAAACUGCGUUAUCUGUUGUCUAGACUCUUUAAAAAGUUAGCAAUGUUAUACAUGUAUAUACAUAAUAUAAGUUGUAGACUGUUUAUUCAACCUCAUUAUGCUGCAAGAAAAAUAAAAUAGAUUAGACUGACCUCAGUGUAGAUCCAGGCCAACCUUCAUAUCCGCAUAGGCCCUAUACAGAUGGUGAACAUGACAAUUUAAGAAAUUCAUCAGGAAGAUGUUAAAGUAUUUCAGUAGUAUUUAAAUGAGUUGGUCUAUAAUGGAAGGUCUGUAAUACCUUAAAUAAUUAUAUCAAUUGUUUUUCGUUUCACACAUAACAACAAGCCGCGAAAGAAUUAUAUAGGGAUAGUGAUGUUGUUGGCAAGUGUAUGUUACAUGAACAUAAAUAAACGGUAUUUUUGUAAUCAUUUUCAUUUAAAUGAACAUACAGAUCUAUAAGAAUGCCAUGUACCGUCUAUGUCCCGUUAACAUCGGCAUUGAAUAGUAUGAGUAGUAAUGCACAUCAAGAUACAUUCCUGUAUAUUCCACAUAACUGUACUUCCAAAUAAAAAU
This is a messenger RNA of Ruditapes philippinarum (Manila clam), 1662 nucleotides long. RefSeq lists its product as uncharacterized. Gene Ontology annotation, molecular function: calcium ion binding. The record is from RefSeq and is a predicted model, not a curated record. Bases 271 to 966 code for a protein of 231 amino acids. Gene Ontology annotation, cellular component: membrane. Gene Ontology annotation, biological process: homophilic cell-cell adhesion. The transcript has 7 exons. Lineage: Eukaryota; Metazoa; Mollusca; Bivalvia; Venerida; Veneridae.